Pomacea canaliculata is the source of this 3713-nucleotide messenger RNA. RefSeq names its product coiled-coil domain-containing protein 57-like. The record is from RefSeq and is a predicted model, not a curated record. The coding region runs from base 539 to 3634 and encodes 1031 amino acids. NCBI's taxonomy places the organism in Eukaryota, Metazoa, Mollusca, Gastropoda, Architaenioglossa, Ampullariidae. The transcript is spliced from 23 exons.
AGUUUUUAAGGACUCAAGAAUUUUGACAACUCUUUUGGCUAAAGACUUUCAGAAAAUAUUUAUGUUAUUUACUCCGCGUUUGGAGACGUAAAGUUAGCAGACGACACCUUGAUAGUGUGAAUUUACGGCAAUAUAGUUGUCAAGAAAAUAUACAGAACUUUAUGAGUAUUACGCUCUAAAACUAAUAAAACAUUCUGCUAUGCCAUCAUUUAAUUAACGUUGGAUGUUUCAAAAUCGAUUUUGCGGAAAGUCGUAAAGGGCGGCUCUAUUGAAAAAUAGAUGAAUAAUAUUUUAGUGUGUGCACGAUCUAGCAUUCAUAGGAUAUUUACCUAAUGUUGAUAAUUAAUCCCACCUUAUGACUUUCAAAGAAUAUUUGUCUGAGCUCUUUUACCGUGUUAAUGACAGAUUAGGAUACAACAUUGCAACAGUCAAGUCGAAACAUGAAUUAGAAAACGGGGAAAGGGUUGCAGAUUGAUCUUAAACCCAGUCUCUCAAUAUGGAUGGAAAAUAGGUUAAGCAUUCAGAACCUUAACUAUCCAUGGAUUUUAAUGAUCCCAUUGCCUUGAGGGAUCUUGCAGAGCAAAAGGAGAAGGAAUGGAAAGACUUGGCUGAAAAGAGGCUUCAGGUUCUAGAGGACAGUGUGAAGCAGAAGGAUGGGUUUCUUAAACAGCAACAAGAGCAGUUUAUCAAGUUGAAGGAAGACUUUAAAUACAACCUCUGUCUCCUGGAGGAACGUGAUCAGGAGUUGGAGCGAUAUGACUUGGCUUUCGCAGAUCUUAAGGCACAGCUGAACAUACGCAAUGCAGAAAUCAGUGAAUUGCGUAUCCAGCUGGAUGAUGUGAAGAAGGCACAGCAGAGGGAGCAGCUUGCUCGAGAUGAUCUUCAUGCUUCAUAUCAGCAGCGGCUCAGGGAAAAACAGGCAGAAAUUGAGGCAUUCAAAAGCACAAAGAAUGGAGAACUCACUCGGGAGCGUGCUGAAUUUGAAUCCUUACGCCGAAAGCUUCAGCGGCAGUUGACAGACCUGGACGCUGACUUAGACAGGCAACGCCAUGAGCUCACCACAGAGUUUGAAGAUGCCCUCAAGAAAAGGGAACAUGAAUUUCGUAUUCAGACUGAUGAGAUGAGCGCCAAGGUGUUGGAGUAUGAUCUCAAGGCCCAGCUACUGGGCAAGGAGAUAGAGUUACUGCGAGGGGAGCGAGAGAGACAAAGCACUGAGGUGGAGGCAGCCUCCCAGUCUCACCGUGACUUGGAGAAACAGUUGAAGCAGACGCAAUGGCAGCUGGCUGACACCAACUCCAUUAAAGACGCUAGGAUCAAAGACUUGGAGGAGCAGCUCAAGAGGCAGGAGAAAGCUACAGCUAAGCUACAGGAGGAUUUCCACAGGAAAUAUGCUGAGCUUGACAAGGCCAUGCGAGAGCGAGAGGCAAGUGUUCAUCGACUGAAGUCAGCAUGUGAGGAAAAAGAACAAACCCUGAUUGAACAGACACAGGCACUGCAGUCCAAACUCGAGGACGCUAACAUCCAGAUCCGACAGCUUCAAUGGACCAACAAUGAUCUUAAGAAGGACCAUGAGAUGCAUAUUGAAAAGUUACAAAAUGAGUUACUAGAUUUAAAGACAAGGUGGGACACUCACGUCAAGGACAUGUCACGAGAUGCAGUGACUCGAGAUGUGGAAUUGCAAGGUGCACAAGAGGAGAUCAGUCGACUACGUUCAGAACUUGCUCAGCGCAAAGAUGAUCUUCUCAGGUACAAAAAAGAGCUGUUACAGGCAGUGGAGAGGGAAAAGGCUUUGGAGCAAGCUAAGGCCCAGCUUGACAUUGACUGGCAGCGACGCUGUGAGGAGAUGGAGCGACGACAAUAUGACAAAUCUGAGGAUCUCAUUGUCAGUCUUACUGGGCACGAGAUGAGCUUUACUUCAUCUUCUAGCUAUAGCUGCAGCAAAGAGAAGGGCAGAGAACUUGAGCAGGCAACCAUGUUAUUACGUGCAGUGACUCGUGACCAUGACCAUGCCUUAGCAACUUUAAAGAAACAUGAUAUUCCUUUGGACAAGAAUCUUAAGAUUUCAAGUGAGAAGUACAGUGAGCAAGAGCUGGAGAAUCUACGUGAACAGAACAGUGGACUGAGAGCGGCUUUGGCAGCCAUGAGACAGCAGAUGGAAUCCAUUGGCCAGGUCAUGCCUCCUUCUGUGGCUCUCAGUGCUCAGCACAGUCCUGAGCACACCGAGUCCCUUGAAAAGGAGCUGAAGGAAUUGAAGAGACAGAAUGUGGAGUUGGCAGAGAAAGUUGCACAGGCAGAAAAGUUUGGACAUCUGGUGGCUCGUCCUCCACAAGAUAGCCAGCACAUUCUGUCAGAGGUCAAGGACACUGGAGUUCGCAGUCACAUCUUGUCUCUGAACAACAUGAUGGGUGUACUGCGUGGAGAGAAAGUGGAAUUAGCAGCGAUAGUGAAAAAACAGCAGGCCAGGCUCCAGCACCUCGAGGCAGUCCUGGAGGAAACUUCCAAACAGCCUCAGGAACUGCAAGUGACCAUUGAGCAGCUACGAUACGAGAACGGGGCACAGCAGAGGAGACAUGCAGCCGAAGCUGCAGCCUUACGCCAACAAGUUUCCCAACUACAAGGGCAGUUGACAGAAGCACAACGAGAAGCUGACAUGUUCCACCAGGCCAGUGUGGAGAACAAUGCAGAACUGACAGCUCUACGAAACCAGGUUUCCGUGUUGAAGCUAGAUUUGGCAGAAAAAAGACCUGCCAUCAACUUUGGCGCACAGGAGCUGCUGAUUCAGCAAUUACAGGAAGAGUUAAGCUCCCUUCGCAAUCGUGCAAAUCAACUUGACAUAGCUCGUCAGGGAAAGGGAGACUAUUUUGCAUUUCCUGGCGAUGUGGGAGGUGGUACUUCUGUAUCCGAGUGGAAAGGCAAACUUGUUCGGGCAGCCAAACACAUUGCACAGCUUGUGAGAGAGAAACAACAGCUGACAGAACUCAGCAACAGGCUCCAAGCAGAGCUCAAGCAAGCAGGUAUGCAGAUGUCAGUUGGGGUGGACAGACUAGCAAGAGCAAAACACCUUCCUGCAUCUGUAGAGCCUAAAGACAGUGCUUUGACAGGUCGACUUUCACAGUUAGAGCAUCUACAGUAUCAGCUGACUAAACAGGAGCUGCAGUAUGCUCAGCGGUUUGCACCCCCAGUGCAGGGUGAGGAGGAUCUUCAUGGCAUCCCUGAGAAAGAGAAGGUUGAAGCCAAGGAUGGUGAUUCAGGCCGCAUGCAACAGAAGACAACUGCACCGGGUAAUGUUCCUGCCACAUCAUCUAUGCUUGCCAGUAUGGACUUCAGCAUUUCUUCAGUGGGUGGUCAAUCCCUGCAGGAUGUGUGGCGACUCCUGGAUAGUCCAGCCAGUCCAGACCUGAUCCGUAGUCAAGAACCAAGUGGUUACACCACAAGCGUCAACAAGCAGAGUCUCCGUUUGUCUGAUGAGGAUGGUAAUAUUGCUGUGCAUGGUCGUCGUCUGGCAAUGGACAAAAAGGACCACACCUCUGGCACCAAGGUGAAAGCUGUGGUCAAUAAAGCGAGAAAGGUGAAGACGCCCCAUCGGCCUGGUGUGAGGAACUAUAACCUGAGAGACGAUGGAGAGGCUGGGUGAUGCUCUGCUGUCUUUAGUGAAACACUUGGCUGUGAUACUGUACCAUGUUCAGGUGCUGCAAUACAUGUGAUGAAAACAA